AUGGCUCCAAAGGUUCAACAAACUAAAGCUGCUAAAGCUGCUGCCGCUUUAGCUGGUGGUAAAAAAGGUAAAAAGAAGUGGAAUAAAGGUAAAGUUAAGGAUAAGGCUCAACAUUUAAUUGUUCUUGAUCAAGAAAAAUACGAUAGAAUCUUAAAGGAUGUUCCAACCUAUAAAUAUGUUUCUGUUUCUGUUUUAGUUGAUAGAUUAAAGAUUGGUGGUUCUUUAGCUAGAGUUGCUUUAAGACAAUUAGAAGAAGAAGGUAUCAUUGUUCCAGUUUUAAAACAUUCUAAACAAUCUGUCUAUACCAAAGCUAACUAA
This is a messenger RNA of Scheffersomyces coipomensis, 318 nucleotides long. It is a transcript of the gene RPS25B, whose product is annotated as 40S ribosomal protein eS25. Lineage: Eukaryota; Fungi; Ascomycota; Pichiomycetes; Serinales; Debaryomycetaceae. The transcript has a single exon. The coding region runs from base 1 to 318 and encodes 105 amino acids. The record is from RefSeq and is a predicted model, not a curated record. Gene Ontology annotation, cellular component: cytosolic small ribosomal subunit. Gene Ontology annotation, molecular function: structural constituent of ribosome.